UUUUUUCAAUCCAAUGUACCAAUCUGCAAGUGUAUGUUUCAAUGUUGAUGAUGACAACCACGAAGCUGAUAAUGAUGUCCAUCUUGAAGCAAUUGCUCGAUGUAAGGAGGAGGACAGGGAAAGCUCAGAUAAACCAACCAGAACAAGUUCUGUGUCGUUUGCACCAGUAGUGUCAGUAUCUGAGUUUCAAUCACAUGAGGCUAAAGACAAACAAGGAAGUUUAUUGCGAUCUGUACUCACAAGACGUAAACCCAGCCUUAAAAUGCAGCCAGAAAGUGACUUCAUUGAAACAGAACGAGGC
Messenger RNA from Owenia fusiformis, 301 nucleotides. NCBI's taxonomy places the organism in Eukaryota, Metazoa, Annelida, Polychaeta, Sabellida, Oweniidae. The record is from the annotation of a GenBank genome assembly.